Messenger RNA from Asparagus officinalis (garden asparagus), 1916 nucleotides. Its product is annotated as adenylyltransferase and sulfurtransferase MOCS3-2. Gene Ontology annotation, cellular component: cytoplasm; cytosol. The record is from RefSeq and is a predicted model, not a curated record. Lineage: Eukaryota; Viridiplantae; Streptophyta; Magnoliopsida; Asparagales; Asparagaceae. Bases 263 to 1633 code for a protein of 456 amino acids. The transcript has 12 exons. Gene Ontology annotation, biological process: tRNA wobble position uridine thiolation. Gene Ontology annotation, molecular function: URM1 activating enzyme activity; thiosulfate-cyanide sulfurtransferase activity; adenylyltransferase activity.
ACAUUCUUUUGCCUCCUCAACAGGCUCCAUCCCGUUUACCGCUUACCGAACAAGGCCAAUCCUGCGUACCGAACGAUGCGUAAGUUUCUCUUUUUUUAUUCGGGUUCGGAAAUUGAUUCCGACCCAAGAGAGAUAUCUACCUAAACCCUAACUGCGCCUCGUCGCAUCCCCUCUUCACUUCUCCUUUCAACGCGGACCAAAUCCCUUCUCUCAAAAGAGAACCAUCGCCAAAAACAUAAGCAGCUGAAUCGAAGAAAAAGCAAUGGAUAAUGGGAACCCUAAUGAAAUUGUCAACGAGAUCAAGAGGCUUAAGGCGGAGAAAGAGGAGCUCGAGAAGCGUAUAAGCCUUCUCGAGGCCAAGCUCAGCGAUGAGAAGGCUGAUUCCAGCUCUACUUCCAACGGCGAGAUUGCUGUACCUGAUACUGGAAAUGGGUUGACUCCUGAGAUGAUUUAUAGAUACAGUCGCCAUCUCAUUCUUCCCGAUUUCGGAGUCGAAGGACAGCGGAAUCUCUCCAAGUCCUCUAUACUGGUGGUUGGAGCUGGAGGGUUGGGGUCCCCUAUAGCAAUGUAUCUUGCUGCUUGUGGCGUUGGUUGCUUAGGCAUCGUUGAUAAUGACAAAGUUGAGCUUAAUAACCUUCACCGACAGAUCAUCCAUACAGAAGCAUAUGUUGGACAAUCAAAAGUGAAGUCAGCUGCUGUUUCCUGUCAUGCGAUUAACUCCUCUAUUAAAUUGGUGGAACAUAACGAAGCUUUGAAGGCUGCAAAUGCUUUGGAUAUAGUCAGCAAAUAUGACAUAGUUGUUGAUGCAACAGACAAUCUGCCAAGUCGAUACAUGAUUAGUGACUGCUGUGUUUUGCUGGACAAGCCUCUUAUAUCUGGUGCCGCAUUAGGUUUGGAGGGUCAGCUGACCGUGUAUCAUCAUAAUGGAGGUCCUUGUUACCGAUGCCUUUUUCCAACACCUCCACCUACAGCAGCAUGUCAGAGAUGUUCUGACAGUGGUGUUCUUGGGGUAGUUCCUGGUGUGAUUGGUUGUCUGCAAGCCCUAGAGGCGAUAAAGGUAGCUGGUGCUGUUGGUGAACCUCUGUCUGGAAGAAUGCUUCUUUUUGAUGCAUUGUCUUCUCGUAUACGGAUUGUAAAGAUAAGGGGAAGGUCAUUGCAGUGUAUAGCUUGUGGAGAAAAUGCUACCUUCACACAAGAAAAUUUCAGAAGAUUUGAUUAUGAGAGCUUCACACAGUCCCCAAUCUCGGACACGUCCCGUCCAAAGCUGAGCCUGCUACCAGAAAGUGCCAGAAUCAGCAGUCACGAGUACAAGAACAUAGUCGAUAAAGGCGAGCCACAUAUUUUAGUGGAUGUUCGUCCUGCCCACCACUUCAAGAUCUCAGCUAUUCCGGAAUCUAUUAAUAUUCCGCUGUCCAUGCUUGAGCAGAAGAUGUCAACAUUAGAUUUAGUUUUAAGGGAAGCCAGACAAGCAUCGAGCAGACCUGCAAGCUUGUAUGUAGUGUGCAGGAGGGGGAAUGAUUCUCAAAGAGCUGUCAAGUUUCUCAGUGAGAAUGGUUUUGCUUCAGCUAAGGAUAUUGUCGGAGGUUUAGAGUCAUGGGCAAAAGAUGUUGAUCCCACAUUCCCUACUUACUAGCUAGUUUAUAUGUAUUGUUGCCGUGGCUCCUAUAAAUUAAUUUGUAAAAGAUUCAGUGGUUUAUUUAUCUUGGUCAUACAACUAAUCCUUGAAAUGUAACGUGUAAUAUUAGUAUGUGUAUCUUUAUGAUUUGAUUGCAUCAACACCCCUUAGAUAAUGUCGAAGCUUGUUAAAUAAAUUGCUGUUGGAUUUGUACGCUGGCGGUAAUUUGGAUCCUCUGCGGAUUCAGGGAAAGCAUAUAUAUCCUAUAAAUUAAUUUGUAAAAGAUUCAGUGGUUUAUUUA